AUGGGGCGCAUUUUCAAGUGGACAGUGUUGUUGAUCGCGCUGAUACAAUCGUUGGUAGUCUCGCAAACAUCACUGGCAUACUGUCCCGAUGCUACAAGACCACACGCGUCUCGGUGCGAUCAGUACUUGCGCUGUGACAACCUAGCAAACGGAGAUCACGUGUGGACCACGGUACAGUGUCACAAAGGGCUCGUGUAUAGGCAAUAUAUCGGCACGUGCGUCGUCCCGGAUAACGACUGGGAAUGUGAUUUAUCGGCCGAAGAUGAUCGGAACACGAGUGACGAAAACGUGUAUGGCAUUGACAAUCUUCAGUACAGUGGGCCAAGCAGCACAGCGCUUGAUGAUGGGAUCGAACUCAGCCGUGCCAUGUUUCCAGACGACCAUGAAUCCAGUGGUGACGGGUGUUUGGACCAGCCAUUUAAUGAGCCGGAAGCAGGCAGCUCGCAAAGCGUUGAAAAUUCAUCAGUAUCUCUUUUGAAGGAACCAAGUGUCACGUCCACGACUAAACCGGCGAUUAAACCAGCUGAAAGUGCCGAGACGACAUUGCAACAACUUAAGAAGCUCAUUAAGCAUCAACAGAACUGGUUCAACACGCAGAUGAAGCGACGCAACUUCUUAUCGGCAGAGAAGGGGCAUUAUUCUACUGCUUCUUCUCAGGAGGCGCAAGCGAGGAUCCCAACUCGCAGCAAUUUGGACACUAUCAUUGCUAGUUCCAGUACGGAUGCUCCUAAGCCUGCCCAUGGAAUCGUGUCCGAGGACAUCAUCAGGAACUUGCUCAACAUAUCGCAGCAGUUAAUUUCGAACCAGAAAGACGCUGCCGCGCUCAGAACAAACGUAGAGAAGAAGCCCAUAGUAACACCGAUCUAUAUUCCCGUCCCUGUUGGACCGGCAUACCAAUCGUCUCACCAAGAUUAUGCCACAAAAAUUCUAAACAACUCCCAAGAUCCCCCGGUUGGCGUAAGCUUAACGAACGCAUAUAACAUCCCGCAAAAAUACUACACUCCGCAGGGCAAUCCUGGUACAAAGCUUCAACAGAACGAAUUUGUACAGCAAGGACCAAUUCUCUACGAUGGUUAUGGUAACCAAAUCUUGCCAAUGCCAUCGUACCCACAACAGUUUGGACCGUUUAAUGCAUAUCAAAAUCCAACCCACAACCCUUAUACGGCACAACGGCUAGAGCAACAGAAUUCCCCGUACAACACACCUGGCAUUGCUGGUCCUGGCACCGGACAAUUACUGCAAGCGCCAGUUGGUAAUCAAGGAUCGUAUAACAAUUUCCAACCGCUCGGUUCACCGGUAAACUAUAACCAACAACCCAAUAACAACUUCCAACAGCUCAAUCCAUCAGUAAACUACAACAGGCAGCCAGAUUACGCUGCUCAGCAUGUUUCCUUCAAUCGAAACGAACUGCUUGACCAAACAGCGCCUGAAGAUAGCGAUGUAGACGAAGGUAGCGACGAGAGUGACUAUGCCGAAUCGAAACCAGCCUCUCAGGCAGCCUUUACCGACGAGCUGAGCGAUUCCGAUGAAUCAGCUGGCUCAGCGUCCCAUUUGCAGAUGAAACUGUUUGCACUGGGCGACGACACAACGCUGGACUACGAUCAGUACAAGGAUAGCCUGAUGCCGAUGCUGGAAGCCAAUCCGCACGAUAGCCGUAUCUCGGUGCUCACUUGCUCCCUUGGCAGUCGCCAACCGAACCGUACCGACUGCUUCCGGUACUACGUCUGCAAUCCCCACAAUGGCAUGUUCCAGACCUUUACCUGUCCGAGCAAUACCGCGUUCAACAAGGUUACGCGACUCUGCGAUACGGUAUCGUACAAGCCCUGUCAAGCGUUGAAAACCGAACAACAGAAGCACCCACAGCCACUGCUACGAGAACAGGCUCUGUCCAAGCGACGCAAACAGUACGCGCACCGGAAACAGCAAAAGAACCCAACCGAAAAAGAACUGCUACGAACGGCCCAGAAGUAUGUCGCAUUGAUCCGUCGGGAAGCGAUGAAGGUCUUGACACGCACCAGCGACGCACAACAGUCGGUGCCAUUGACGGUGCUGCAUCGGAAGGCACCGGUAGUAUCUGAGAGUACUAAGCUGGCCACUAAAACCACCACGACACCGACUACGAAGGCAAACCGAACUGCGCCACGCUGCCACUUAGAAGGGCGCAUGGCCGAUCCAGUUGAUAACCACAACUACUACCUCUGCCAUCGGAAGAGUCCAAAAAAAUUCACAAAGCUGAAGAUGGCAUGCCCGACCGGAUUGAUAUACUGUGCUGCGUCCCAGUACUGCACCCUGGCCCCGAAUUGUUAA
Anopheles aquasalis is the source of this 2307-nucleotide messenger RNA. RefSeq lists its product as uncharacterized. Gene Ontology annotation, molecular function: chitin binding. The record is from RefSeq and is a predicted model, not a curated record. NCBI's taxonomy places the organism in Eukaryota, Metazoa, Arthropoda, Insecta, Diptera, Culicidae. Gene Ontology annotation, cellular component: extracellular region.